Cottoperca gobio is the source of this 1416-nucleotide messenger RNA. Its product is annotated as Golgi apparatus membrane protein TVP23 homolog B. Lineage: Eukaryota; Metazoa; Chordata; Actinopteri; Perciformes; Bovichtidae. Gene Ontology annotation, biological process: vesicle-mediated transport; protein secretion. Bases 80 to 676 code for a protein of 198 amino acids. Gene Ontology annotation, cellular component: Golgi membrane. The record is from RefSeq and is a predicted model, not a curated record. The transcript has 7 exons.
AGCCACGCCUCCUUUGGGUCCUUAGCACACGGUUUUGUUUACUACCACGUCACCAGGAAAUACAUCCCGAAGUCUCAAAAUGCAGAGACAGGACUCCCAAGAUGCUCCUCUUUUUGGUGAAGACGACGGUAACAUGCGGGUUCGAAAGUCCAACAUUAGACAUCCGCUGGUCUCUUUCUUCCAUCUCUUCUUCCGAACAAGUGCCAUCUUAGUCUACUUACUGUGCGACCUCUUCAGCAGCCGUUUCAUUGCCUGUAUGGUCACCAUCAUCCUUUUGCUGUCGUGUGACUUCUGGACCGUGAAGAAUGUAUCUGGCAGAUUGUUGGUGGGCCUUCGUUGGUGGAAUCAAGUGGAUGAAGAUGGAAAGAGCCACUGGGUUUUUGAGUCGAGGAAGACACACAGUCUGAACAAGACGUCCAGUGCUGAGUCACGGAUCUUCUGGCUCGGACUCGUCGUGUGCCCCAUCUUCUGGGUCGUUUUCGUGUUCAGCACCAUCUUCUCUUUCAAGAUUAAAUGGCUGGCUGUAGUCAUUAUGGGCUUAGUCUUACAAGGGGCCAACUUGUAUGGCUAUGUCAGAUGCAAGGUGGGCGGACAGUCCAACCUGGGAAACAUGGCAAAGAACUAUCUUGGUGCCCAGAUUUUUAAACAGGCAAUGAAGAGGACAGAGAGACCUUGAAGAUGACGAGUGACGACCCAUCCGCAGUGUGAUGGACGCAUUGUAUUUACUUGAUUCCCGUUGGUCUUUUCUGAGGGUGUAUAGGUUUUUGUAAUUUCACAAGUUUUUGAUAAAUGGUUUUGUAUGUGUUGUUUCCUCCAAAUUCAUUGACUGACGAAUUCAGGAAAAAUUGCCAAAAACUUUUCUAAUAAUUCAAAUAAAAUUCAAUAGAUUUUGCUUUUCAGAAUACCUUUUUAUACAGUAGCUUUGGCAUUGCAUCAGUUCAGAGUUCAGGAGAGUUAUUUUUUACUGAUGAAAGGUAAUUGUAAAAUUGAAUAACUACCCAAACCCUUGUUGAUGAGCUGAGUUUACCACAAUACUGGCACAGACCCUAAUAGGAUUUGUUUACCUUAAAGCCGAAGUUCAGAAGAUAAAAUAAAUUAAAAAAGGUAUUCCUGAUAGGAUUUGGAUCAAAGCAAUGCCCUAAAUUCAAGGCAGUUUUGUUUUUUUGACAGAAUUUCUUAAUGUAUUGUCUACUGUUGUGAAGAGGGCUUUUGGGGAUAAUACAUAUAGAUAGAUUUGUUACAUUAUUUAGGUAAAUAUUUAAACCUGGAUUGUGGACCUUAAAGUUUUAAUACUGAUUCAUGUUGUUUUAAUCCAAUUAAUUUUUUUGUAACGUAGAGUGGGGAUAAGUUUGUAAAGUUUGAAAUGUUUUUAAAUAAUUGCUACUUGGGUUUAAUUCUAUAAACUAACUGGUCAUG